Messenger RNA from Candidozyma duobushaemuli, 1038 nucleotides. It is a transcript of the gene PDR16, whose product is annotated as phosphatidylinositol transporter. The transcript has a single exon. Bases 1 to 1038 code for a protein of 345 amino acids. The record is from RefSeq and is a predicted model, not a curated record. Lineage: Eukaryota; Fungi; Ascomycota; Pichiomycetes; Serinales; Metschnikowiaceae. Gene Ontology annotation, molecular function: phosphatidylinositol transfer activity.
AUGCUUUUCAAAAAAGACAAAAAGGACAAGGAGCCUCAGGAUGUCAACAAGGACGUCACUCACGUGCCCUUCACGGAGCCCACAGACGAGUCCAAGGUGCCUGGCGAGCUGAAUCUCACUUCUGACCAGAAGGAGAAGUUCACCAAGGUGUACCAGCACUUUGCUAAGGAGGGCUUCACUGUUGCCGACUCGGAGGAGUCACACAAGCACAAGGACAAGGCUCACUAUAAGCCUUUGACGGAAGACGAGAAGUCCUGGUUGACCAGAGAGUGUUUCUUGCGGUACUUGAGGGCGACUAAGUGGAAGGUGGAGGACGCCAUCUCCAGAAUCGAAGGCACGCUUGCCUGGAGACGUGAAUUUGGCAUUUCCGGCAACUUUGACCUGGAAAACGAGGUCAACGGCACCCUUGUUGCCCCUGAGAACGAAACAGGCAAGGAGGUGAUCUUGGGGUACGAUAACGACGCCAGACCCUGUCUCUACUUGAAGCCUGGUCGCCAGAACACCAAAACGUCUCAAAGACAGGUCCAGCACGUCGUGUACAUGCUUGAGAAGGUGAUCGAUUACAUGCCUCCCGGCCAGGACUCCCUUGCUUUGUUGAUUGACUUCAAGGCCUCUCCUGUGGGUACGCAGAACGGCAAAAUCCCACCAGUCAGCACAGGAAGACAGGUGUUGAACAUCUUGCAGACACACUACCCAGAGCGUCUCGGCAAGGCCCUCUUGACGAAUAUCCCAUGGCUCGGAUGGACGUUCUUGAAGAUCAUCCACCCUUUCAUCGACCCACUCACGCGAGAGAAGUUGGUGUUCGACCAGCCUUUCCCAGAUUACGUGCCUAAGCUGCAGUUAGACAAGGACUUCGGCGGCAAGGUCAACUUCGAGUACGAGCAGGAGAAGUACUGGCCUCAAAUGAUCAGCAUUGCCGAGGAGAAGAAGCGCAAGUACGUCAAGCGGUUCGAAACGUUCGGCUCCAAGGUGGGCUUGUCUGAGUACGACUUGAGAGGCGACCACGAGGAGUUGAAGUACCCGCCAGGCGUUGCGUAA